CAGUCAUGUUGUGUAGUUUUAGAUAGAAACAUCCUGUUGGGCGGCAGGAACUUUAAUGUUUGGGAAGUUUAUGUUUUGCGUUGGAAGAUAUUAUUUAAUAUAGUUUGCUAAGAAACCGAGCUGAUACGUUUUAACCACAUAGUCUUAACGUUUUAAUUAGAUUCACGUAACCUCCAAUGGUAGGAUUUAACGAAGUGUUAAAUUGAUCACCUUAGGCGACAGACGUUAAUGUUCCAAGUGCUAUACUGGAUAGGAUGUCGGAUAUUAGAUCGGAUAGCACAAGUUCAACUGUUCUGCAAAGACUACUUGCUGAGCAUUACAGAGCACGUGGGUCAAGUGGACUGACAUCUCCAAUGGCUUUAUCGGGAUUCGAACCUGGGAUGCAGGAUUGUAGCUUUGAAAAUGAGAAAUGUAAAGACUGUGGGCUAAAUAACUGCAACUGCCACGCAAGGGAAGAUAAGAUGGAAAAUACUCAGUUUGGAAUGAACAGAACUCAAGCUGAGGCCGCUCGUCUUGAUUCUCUCUGCCGUUCGACGUUGAUAACAACAGAUAGCUCACCAUACAACACAGAUUAUAUACAAGACAGAAAGCAAGCUCGUCGCCCACCGCCAACUUAUUCAGAGCAACGUCCUGUAGGUGAUUAUACGAGUGUGCCUGUCGUUACCCAGCAGCUGUAUGUUGCAGAGAAUCGAUCACACGAAGUGUUUUCAUCGCCAGUUAAACAGCAGGACUUCUCACAGUUUGGAAACAACACAAACGUCACAAAUCCUAAAAGACCUCAGGGACAUCCAAAGUCAAAUAGCGGCGACGAUUACUUGUACACCGACUACUUAAGAAAAUCAGGCAGAGAGGCGCACAAGAACGGUUCGUUUGGUAACCUCUCGGGUAAAACCAGCAGCGUAGUUCGAUCUAGUUCAUUACACCAAGCCCAGGAUCACUUAUUGGAGCGUAAACUCUCAAGGAAAGUCCAUCGAAUGUCGAUGGAAGAGGAAAAGCUUGAACUGGUCAACAGGAAACAUAAAAAACAAAACCGUCCGAAAUCUCAUUCGGAAAUAUCGGCUAUUUUCGACUUCACUAGGCAGAAACCUGCCAGCAUGGAUAGCCAUGAUUUGAAAGGAGCGUCUGCAGUAUCGUUAUCGUCGUUUCAACACCCGGAUACUCGUAAUGAAAUAUCAGCGGUCAACAUGCUAGACAGUUUGGUGCGGAUUCAACAAUCUCAGAUAUCACCGUGUAUGAACGAAGAAUCUUAUAACUCUGAACCAAAGUCAAGCGACAGCGGUCUCCCUUCGACACCGGGCAGCAACAAAACAAUUUACAUGCAAGGUCAAUCUUCGAGAAACUUCUACCAAAAUAAAGGAAUACCUUCGUGGCAAAAGGAACAACAGAACAAUAUACAACAACAACGACGACCGCCUCCCCCUUACCCUGAUUGUCCAACUUCUGCAGAACCUACCCAGCACCCCAUACGACCAAACACUCUCCCGCUUGGUGAUAUUAACAGUAUGAAAAGCAACGAAAACCAGCUCAGUCCUGUUGUUUGUAUGGCGGACGAAUCCGGCCAAUUAACCCCCAUCCAAGGGACUGGCUUUUACAGCAACCAACGCGGUUUGAGAUACGUUCAACAUGUGAACCCUAGGACCCCUAUCACAUCCGGAUCCCCCCACUAUAUAAGACGUACGGGUAGCGGUAACAGUGUACGAGGUGUAGUGGUACAGUCGCCAUGUUGUACACCAUCUGUGGUAACAGACAGCGCGCAGAAUUACAUCCCAGUGGCGAGCACCCCAACUAAGCAUGGCGAGCGUACUAACCUCACGCACGCGAUGGAAAUGGACUUCAUGAAUCAAACGGACGAUUCCUAUCGGGUCGCAUACCGUUCGAAGCAAUCAUCAUCAAACGGUAGAAACACCGAGAGCAACUUCCAAACUGAAAACCGCUCAAAAGCGCAGCCACAUUUGGUUGAAAGAUUGGAACUUGAAAACGAGAAUCUUCACAGUAAACUUCAAAGCACGCUUCAGAAACUCAAGAAAUUUGAAACGAUCGAAGCUGACUUGAAGCGAUUGACUGAAGACCACCGAGCAUUGUAUCAAUCCGCAGCCAAGCGUGAAGCUUUGGAAACUGAGAUGCGAACGUCAUUAUCUUCACAAGUUCGUGUGCUGGAUCUAGAAAACACCAAUUUAAAAAAUCAACUGAUGGUUGCCACUAAAUCCGAAGAGAUUCUCUCCCAAGUUGAAACGAAAAAAGAAAACCUCUCUGAAAUCGAAGACAUGCAGAAAUAUGAAGCAAAAAAUCGAAAGUUGCUCGAAAGCGAACGUGAGCUCUUGGAAGAAUUAGAGGAAAGAAGAGAGCGGAUGUUGGAGCAGAAGGAAGAUAUCGACUUCUUGUCCAACUCUUUACAGAAGUCGCAAGAUACAAUUAAUCAUUUGAAGGAACAAUUGAAAGGAACGAACGUAUACGAGACAUAUGUAGAUGAACUAUCCAUACUUCGUAACAUAGUAGCUGAACGACAACAAGUGGAAAAAGCUUUACUUGAUAGUUUGAGCCACGAUCUCGCUAUGAAGCACACGAACGACGACGACGCGGCCAAAGGCGAUGUAAAGACCGUCAUAGACGAUGCUUAUAUAAGCAAGGAUAGCCAGAUGCUCAGGAUAAAAGCUGAACUCGUUAAGUGGCAGCAUAUUUACUUGAAGCAAGACCUCAUACAUUCAGCCGAAAGAGCUCAAAAGGAGAGGCAGGCAUCCGAGUACCACAAGCAUCGGCAUACUAUAUCAGACUCCGGUGUUUACGGAUGCGAUAUUCCAUCUCUUCUCAACAUGGACGACCACACAGAUGACACUUGCGUAUCUGGUUUAAAAACAGACGAUUACUUUCCAAGAGUUAGUUUGGCUUCAACGCGUAAAGACUUCUCUUGCCAAACGCCCGACGACGAGCUAUCAGCAACUACAAUUGAUCAGCAUAUAUACCGAGGUUGUGAAGUGCUGAGUACGUCCCAGGUCGCAGUCGCAGUUCAAACUAGUAAUAAGCGGAAUUCUGACGUCCCUUCGGAGGGUUAUCACUCUCAGCAAUCUUCUGGUUCCCCAACACCCAACGGUGAUAAGUCGACGCUUUAUUUUCCCGAAUGCAACAGCUCAAAUAAAGACACACGCUUUAGAACAAGCCAAUGUGCAGACGUUUAGCUCGUAUAUAGUAGGGUGGGAUAAGACGGGACACGCUUCAUUAUAUUUUCUCGUCCAAUUUGGCGGCAAAUAAACAAUAUUUACAAAAUUAUAUCUUAACGACUUUCAAACCACUUUUUUAUUGUUCAAAACACGAUCAGUAAAUAUAGGAUUUAAGUGCCAACGGUAUCCCAUCUUACCCCACAGCGCUAUACCUUAUUUUUUGCGUAUUUUACUUCUCCGUUCUUACUAAAGUGACACGGUUUAUGCAUUGUCUUAUUCCUCAAGUUACACGGCAAACUAUUGCCACACAGAAACAAACCAAACGGUAUACUGUUUGCGACCUAUUUUCACCAAACGGUGCCAUGUUUGUGUUUUAUCCCGGCCAGCGUACAUUAAGCAGCAUAUAGGUCGAUUACGUGUCCUGCUUACGUCAUACCUUGCCAUAUUUCUAUUUUACAAGACACAUUUAUAACUAGAGUUGCCUCCACCACUCUAUGAGGUGUAUAAGCUUGGCAGCUACUUUCAGUUCAUCCCGUGCCGUACCUCAAACUCUCGCACGAACUGAUAUUUUCGUAUUUAAAGUGCAAUCUGUUGAAACAGUCUGAAAUUGUUGAUACCCUGCAGUAUACAUUGUAUGUGCUUAAAUGUAAAACUUAAUUUCAGCGCGAGUUCAACCUAAUAAAGCUUUUUAAAGUA
Molecule: messenger RNA, 3851 nt
Organism: Ciona intestinalis (vase tunicate)
Lineage: Eukaryota; Metazoa; Chordata; Ascidiacea; Phlebobranchia; Cionidae
Source: RefSeq, a predicted model, not a curated record